Molecule: messenger RNA, 183 nt
Organism: Fusarium odoratissimum NRRL 54006
Lineage: Eukaryota; Fungi; Ascomycota; Sordariomycetes; Hypocreales; Nectriaceae
Exons: 1
Coding region: 1-183 (60 amino acids)
Source: RefSeq, a predicted model, not a curated record
AUGUCUUUCUCCAGCCUCUGCAAGGUCGCCCCCGUUGAUGCCAAGGCCCCUACCACCAUCAACACUCCUGUCGAUAUGGCCAACCCCAAGUGCACCUACAGCUGCGGCUGCAACAACAUCGUCAAGUUCACUGGCGGUAACCUCUGCGAGUCUUUCAACGACAACGACAACGACAACCAGUAG